UCUAUUAUUAUUGCGACCUCCAUGUAAGAAGAAGCAGUAAUGAAAAUAUUUUUGUUUGCGUGGACAAGAAUUUGGAAAAUUAACUCCCUAAAAUGAAUGAAGCCGAUAUUCCGAUUGAUAUACACACCUUAAAGCUGCAGGAUUGGUUGGUAAGCAGAAGGAUUGUGCCCAAAACUAUUCAGAAAAAUAUCAAGGAGAUACGCUCCAAGAUUUCAAAUGCACUUCAAGAUAUGCCAGCAAAUGACCAGUUGAUCAAACUGUUGUCCGGAACAAAUAUAAACUACUACCAUUGCAAGGAGAUCGUGGAGACACUGAAACAAACGGAAAAGGAAACAAAAAGCGUGUUUGGCACAUAUGGCAGUCAAAGAAUGAAGGACUGGCAGGAGAUAUUACGUUUAUAUGAAAAAGAUAAUGUCUACCUUGCAGAAGCUGCGCAGAUUUAUGUACGUAAUGUUAAUUAUGAGGUGCCUGGAAUUCGAAAGCAAAUGACAAAAUUAGAACAGCAAAGUGAUGAAUGUUUGAAACGUGUUCAAGAUCUUGGCAAACCAGAAACACAAUUGCUGGCCGAACACGCAGCUCUAUUGCAACAACUAGGCAUUAAGGGCGAAAACUUACGAGAAGAGUUCUUACAAGUAAUGGGUAAUUUACCCGACAUGUAUACACAUUCGAUUCGCAAUAUUGGAAAAUUGCAAGAAGCCAUAGAUUUAUUCUCAGAAGGAAGUGACAAAAUUAGUUUACCAAUAUUGCGACAUCUUAUCGAGUUCGGGAAUACAACCGUCUAUCAAUACAUCCACAAAGAAGCGCCCCUAACAGUUGAAGAGCCGACAGUUAAACUCAACUUUAGUGAAGAUAAUGUUGUUACAAGUGCCACGGGUGAAAACGAGAUCGAUUUUGGAGGUGAUGAAAAUGGAGGCACUUCAUCUACAAUAUCCGCAGAAAUUAUCGAUUUUGGUGACAUCACUUUGGAAGGCAACAAUAGCUCCAUAGCGGAAGGUGAUGCAGUAGAAUCGGACGGCAACGGUGUGGAUAUUGACUGGGGGAUCGAGGGCGCACCUAGUGAUGUAGUGGAGAUAAAUUUUGACAUUCCAAUUGAAGAAUAUGGAAUCGUGGUUCAGGGCGCAGGUAUGGAUGGAGGCAUAGCAAAAGGUGAACAAGCUUUUACAAUUCUGGAUUCACCAUCGUACCGUGAUCGUUUUCUGGACGAGAUUUAUGAACUUGAUUCAUUCUUACGCAUGCGUUUGUAUGAGCUUAAUCAACUGGAUUCGUCGAGCAACAUUAUGUUCUCGCUGAUGGAUAGCAUUUCUACAUACGACGCAGAAAGUAUACGAAAAAUGCUAACGAAUAUCGAACAGAUUUUAGUGGAAGUACUAAGCGACCAAACGCGUCAUCUAUUCCAACUUAAACAUUCGCCGAAGUAUGCUGAUUUAUUAGCAACUAAGUUGAAACAAAUGACAAAAGCUGUGGAUAAAAUACGUGACUCUAAAGAGGUUUUAAAGAAACGUUCUGCGGAGUUGAUGAAGCAGCGUGUUGAUUUGAAUCCAGUGCUAGCUGAGCUAAUACUACAAACUAAAAGGCUGCAAUUGAACAUUGAAAAUGAUAUAUCUAAACGCUACAAAAAUCGUGUUGUUAACUUGAUGGGAGGAGUAAAUUGAAGCAAUGUCCUUUACGUGUUAGCAAGAAAAAAUAUAUACUUUAAUUUAAUUAAACUCGCAAA
Rhagoletis pomonella (apple maggot) is the source of this 1714-nucleotide messenger RNA. Its product is annotated as CDK5RAP3-like protein. Bases 93 to 1652 code for a protein of 519 amino acids. Gene Ontology annotation, biological process: regulation of cyclin-dependent protein serine/threonine kinase activity; regulation of mitotic cell cycle. Gene Ontology annotation, cellular component: endomembrane system. NCBI's taxonomy places the organism in Eukaryota, Metazoa, Arthropoda, Insecta, Diptera, Tephritidae. The transcript is spliced from 4 exons. The record is from RefSeq and is a predicted model, not a curated record.